Molecule: messenger RNA, 3063 nt
Organism: Mya arenaria
Lineage: Eukaryota; Metazoa; Mollusca; Bivalvia; Myida; Myidae
Product: mucin-2-like
Exons: 9
Coding region: 1-3063 (1020 amino acids)
Source: RefSeq, a predicted model, not a curated record
AUGCGUAGCGCCAAACAGGUUCUGCUGCACGUGUCGCUGUUGAUUGGCAGCCUCCUACCCUCAAUCCACUGUCAGGUGCCUGCUACCGGCGGCGGAUAUUACCCAGUUAACGCGUACGCGCCUGUAGGGACAGGUGUGCGGGGCUACGCGAGCGGAGCCGUCUACCAACCGGCCGUUCAGCCCCUGCAGUCCCAGUACUGGACAGGCCAACAGUCCUCGCAGUACGCACAGCCACAGUAUUCGGCCGGAUACACACCGACCAACGGUUAUUAUCAACAGUAUGGCCAGCAGGCCUAUUCUCAGUACGGCCAGCAAUACUAUCCACAAACGACCGGGCAACAGUCUUAUCCACAGUCGUAUGGUCAACAGUAUUACCCUCAGUCUUACGGUCAGCAGAACUAUCACCCAGGAUACUGGACGGGAGCCAGCCAAGGAUACUACCCCCGGCAGCAAGUUCCUAACUACCCUGGCCAUUAUCCUGCCCACCCAGUCCACUACCCCACAAAUCGCGGCUACUAUCCCACGCAACGGAAGCCGUAUAAAAAAUCGAAAGAUUUGACUAAGACUCUCUUAGGAGCGGUUGUCGUUGGGGCGGUGGCUGGCGCUGUAGCGCGCGUGUCGUCUGCUGUUUCUUUCACGAAUCUUCCGAGCACGAUUAGUGUCAGCAGUAGUUUGGGGCUGGACGACGCCGUCUUUACAGUGCGCACCAACAAUGACGCCGUUAAUGCCGUCACGUUAGCGUCAACGUCACAGUACUUCACACAAGACUCCGCCAAUGACGGUCUGCUGUUAGUCGGAUCAUGUAUGGAGUCCAGUCUCGGAGACGUAACGGAGGUGUUGACGUUCACGGCCACGGACGGAACACAGACGGCCACCGCCACGCUCACCGUCAACAUCGUUGACACGGUCCCGAUAAUGCACAACGUACCAGCCACAACGUGGAAGCUGACCACAUCGGAACGUAACGGUCUGCAGGAGCUGUACGUUAUUGACGUGUCUAACGGCUGUGACGAUGUCGAUUGCGUGGUGACGUCAGUCGUUCCCGACACGGGCGCUAAUGUCCGAAUGCAACAAGCAACGCCAACUACAACGCCAACUACAACCACAACGCCAACUACAACCACAACGCCAACUACAACCACAACACCAACAACAACCACAACACCAACUACAACCACAACACCAACUACAACGCCAACUACAACUACAACCACAACGCCAAUUACAACAACAACGCCAACUACAACCACAACGCCAAUUACAACCACAACUGUAACUACAACAACAACUACAACAACAACAACGCCAACUACAAACACAACGCCAAUUACAACAACAACGCCAACUACAGCCACAACGCCAACUACAACCACAACUGCAACCACAACACCAACUACAACCACAACGCCAACUACAACCACAACACCAACUACAACCACAACUACUACCACAAUACCAACUACAUCUACACCACCAACUACAACCACAACGCCAACUACAACUACAACGCCAACUACAACUACAAAGCCAACUUCAACCACAACGCCAACUACAACUACAACGCCAACUACAACCACAACGCCAACUACAACUACAAAGCCAACUACAACUACAACGCCAACUACAACCACAACGCCAACUACAACUACAACGCCAACUACAACCCCAACGCCAACUACAACCACAACGCCAACUACAACGCCAACUACAACCACAACGCCAACUACAACGCCACCAACGACUAUAACAACAACAACAACUUCACUUUCAACGCCAACUACAACCACAACGCCAACUACAACCACAACGCCAACUACAACCACAACUACAUCUACAACCACAACCACAACACCAACGCCAACGCCAACUACAACAACAACACCAACUACAGCCACAACGCCAACUACAACCACAACUGCAACCACAACACAAACUACAACCACAACGCCAACUACAACCACAACACCAACUACAACCACAACUACUACCACAAUACCAACUACAUCUACACCACCAACUACAACCACAACGCCAACUACAACUACAACGCCAACUACAACUACAAAGCCAACUUCAACCACAACGCCAACUACAACUACAACGCCAACUACAACCACAACGCCAACUACAACUACAAAGCCAACUACAACUACAAAGCCAACUACAACCACAACGCCAACUACAACUACAACGCCAACUACAACCCCAACGCCAACUACAACCACAACGCCAACUACAACGCCAACUACAACCACAACGCCAACUACAACGCCACCAACGACUAUAACAACAACAACAACAACUUCACUUUCAACGCCAACUACAACCACAACGCCAACUACAACCACAACGCCAACUACAACCACAACUGCAUCUACAACCACAACCACAACACCAACGCCAACGCCAACUACAACAACAACACCAACUACAACCACAACUGCAUCUAUAACCACAACGUCAACAACAACCACAACGCCAACUACAACCACAACUGCAUCUAUAACCACAACGUCAACAACAACCACAACGCCAACUACAACCACAACGCCAACUACAGCCACAACUGCAACUACAACCACAACACCAACAACAACGCCAACUACAACCACAGCGCCAACUGCAACUACAACGCCAACUACAACCACAACACCAACUACAACCACAACGCCAGCUACAACGCCAACUACAACCACAGCGCCAACUACAACCACAACACCAACUACAACCACAGAGGAGGAGUCCUCAGGGUUCUUUGACAGUCCAUGGGUUAUUGCGGGGCUAGCUGGGAUACCUGUAGUGUUGGGCGGGGCGGGGCUCGCUCUCUGUCUUGCCAGGAGGCUUGGAGCGCACGGGUUGAAGAAGGUGGCUGCUGCAAGACGAAGACGGGACAGCGAGGACGAGGAGGGGGAUAUUGACGGUGUUCAGGAGGAGGCGCCAAGGCCGCCCACCGGAAGGCGGCUUAGCAUCUUCUCACGCGGAGGCAGCGCGCAGCUGGCGCCGAGUUCAAGGACAUGCACGGCCAUGACACAUCCAGAACUGACUGGGCUGCGGUUUGUAUGA